Molecule: messenger RNA, 884 nt
Organism: Blastomyces gilchristii SLH14081
Lineage: Eukaryota; Fungi; Ascomycota; Eurotiomycetes; Onygenales; Ajellomycetaceae
Product: lipid transfer protein
Exons: 3
Coding region: 407-796 (129 amino acids)
Cellular component (GO): cytosol
Source: RefSeq, a predicted model, not a curated record
UUAACUAAGUUAAUUAGUUAAUGAAGCUUCCUGUUCCCCCAAUAAUGUCGCAUCCCAGCUAGCCUAGCCUCGGCAAGCGUGGCUGCAUGCUCGCUCUGUCCCAGCUUCCCCAUAUUCACAUGUUCGAGGGAAGCUUCGGAGGUUAACAAAAAAGAAAGACAAGCAAGAUUAAUCAGAAUCGAACCCUUUUCCCAACGGAAAAAAAGAAUAUAUAACUACUAAUAACUAUCAGGGACUGGUGAGGUGGUGCCACUGCUCCGAAAUCCUUUCUUUGUUUUUUUUUAAUCUUCGUUUCAUCUUCAUCUUCUUUCUUCCCAUCUCAUCCCUCCAUACAGACAACAAACAACCUCAUCUCACUUCUCUCCUUGAAAAACUGAAAAAAAGACCACAUUACAACAUUCACAAAAUGUCUCUCGCAAACCCCGCCUUCCCCUCUUCCGCGGCCUUCGACGCCAUCAAUGCUGCCAUCAACUCCAACCCAGCCGACCGCGAAGAUGCCAUCAAAUCCGCCAAUUCCAUCUUCUCCUUCGCCCUCACAAACGACAAGGGUGAGACCGAGAGCUGGUACCUCGACCUGAAAGACAAAGGUGUCGUCGGCAAGGGUGCCGCGCCUGCUGGCGGCAAGGCUGAUGUCACCCUCCAACUCUCCGAUGCCGACUUUGCCUCCCUCGUCAGCGGCAAGGCGAAUGCCCAGCGUCUCUUUAUGGGCGGCAAGCUGAAGAUCAAGGGCAAUGUCAUGAAGGCGACGAAGAUGGAGCCUAUCCUCAAGAAGGCACAAGGCAAGGCUAAGCUGUAGAGGGUGUGUGUGUGUUGGCAAUUUUUGAUAUGUUUUUUUUUUUUUCUUUUUUUUUUUUUUUUUUUUUUUUUUUUUUUUUUUUUUUUUU